Molecule: messenger RNA, 1015 nt
Organism: Ziziphus jujuba (common jujube)
Lineage: Eukaryota; Viridiplantae; Streptophyta; Magnoliopsida; Rosales; Rhamnaceae
Product: photosystem I assembly factor PSA3, chloroplastic
Exons: 3
Coding region: 68-961 (297 amino acids)
Biological process (GO): photosystem I assembly
Source: RefSeq, a predicted model, not a curated record
CGUAUAUAAAUGAGAGGCUAUUAAUAAUCAACGAGAUUAACUUCCUCUUUUUCUUUUCCCUACAGCAAUGGUGGUGGUCACAUCCACUUCAUCUUCUCUGCAAUCCCAAAUCUUCACCGCCAAAAGCCCUUUCUCUAACCUCCUGUGCAAGCCCAUCUCUCCUACUUCUCUGCUAUUUCUCCAUCAGGUCUAUGGCAACCUCACAGGACCCAGAUGGUCCAGAACACCACCGCAAAACUCCAAUGGGGUUUUGUCUGUUCGAGCAUACAUUGAAAACCCAAACUCCUUCUCCAAUUUCGCUAACAGGGUUAUCGGCGCUCUCCCUGUUAUUGGUCUUGUAGCUAGAAUUUUAAACGACGAAGGUGGUCUUGGCGGUGACAUUAUUGAUUUUGCAGAGUUUCGAAGGAGAGUGGGAAAGAAGUGCUCGGUUACUGACUCUAGAGCUUUUUAUGAAUUCCAAGAUCGACGAGGCCGGGCAGGGGAUCCUCUGUAUGUUCUGUUAUGCUGUUGGCUUGCCGCAGCUGGUGCUGGUCUUCUCAAAUCUGAGGAGAUUUUGGAAGGGGUGGCAAGGUUGAGGAUUUCAAAUGAUAUUGAAUUUGAAGAGGAGACUUUCUUGGCCUCCAUGAAUGAGGCUAAAGAGAGACGUGCCAAGCUAAAGGCUUCUACUCCAACCAUUCCCAUGGAGAUUCGCGUUGAGAAAGCACUUCAAGCUAUUUAUAUCUGUUGCUUUGGGAAGGACCCUAUAGAGGAAGAAGACGAAAGGCUUCUGAAUAUUAUGCUUUGUGCUGUUUUCCCAUCUGUCCAGCAGACUGAGAUUCAGAGGCUUGUAAAAAAUCAGGCAGAGAAAGUAGCUCGAGGCGGUGAAAUGGACAUUGUUCCAGAGCCUAAGCCUCUAACAAAAGAAGCUGUUGAGAUGCAAAUGAAGGAUCUCCAAUUCCUUAAACAAAGUAAAGAUGUUUGAAUUCAAGACGAUGAAAAUUGAGUUUUAAGUGCUGAAUUUUUUUUUACUUUUAAA